AUUCAAGAAGAGGACAUUCUUAUGAUGGUGAUAUGGAAUCACGAAGCAGGGACCGAGAAAAACACAGAGAAAGAGAGAGAGAAAUGGAUAGGAAAGGGUCCCGGGAAUCUCCAUCUCCAGGGAGAAGGAGCCCAGAAGCAUCAAUAAACCAGAGUUCAGCUCAAGAUGAGUCCUCUACAAAGAAGAAGAAAGAUGAGCUGGAUCCUCUCCUGACUCGCACCGGUGGAGCAUACAUCCCUCCUGCAAAGCUCAGAAUGAUGCAAGAACAGAUUACAGAUAAAAACAGCUUAGCGUAUCAGAGGAUGAGCUGGGAGGCCCUAAAGAAGUCAAUCAAUGGUCUUAUCAACAAAGUCAACAUUUCCAAUAUAAGUAUUAUUAUCCAAGAGCUUCUUCAAGAAAAUAUAGUCAGAGGAAGAGGGCUGCUGUCCAGAUCUGUUUUACAAGCCCAGAGUGCUUCUCCAGUCUUCACACAUGUUUAUGCAGCAUUGGUAGCAAUUAUCAACUCAAAAUUUCCCAAAUCAGAGAAUUAAUCCUCAAGAGGUUAAUUCUUAAUUUUCGAAAAGGCUAUUGAAGAAAUGAUAAGCAACUUUGUCUGACUGCUUCAAAAUUUGUGGCACAUCUUAUUAACCAAAAUGUGGCACAUGAAGUCUUAUGCUUAGAAAUGCUCACUUUGCUCCUGGAAAGACCAACAGAUGACAGUGUUGAAGUGGCUAUUGGUUUUCUCAAAGAAUGUGGCCUCAAAUUAACACAAGUGUCCACAAGAGGAGUCAAUGCUAUCUUUGAACGCCUUCGAAACAUUCUGCAUGAAUCUGAAAUUGACAAAAGAGUUCAGUAUAUGAUUGAAGUAAUGUUUGCUGUACAGAAGGAUGGAUUCAAGGACCACCCAGUCAUCCUCGAUGGACUUGACUUACUUGAAAAAGAUGAUCAGUUCACCCAUAUGCUUCCUUUGGAGGAUGACUACAAUCCAGAAGAUGUUCUUAAUGUUUUCAAGAUGGAUCCCAAUUUUAUGGAGAAUGAAGAAAAGUAUAAAGCUAUUAAGAAGGAAAUACUUGAUGAAGGAGAUAGUGAUUCAAACACAAAUCAAGAUGCAGGAAGUGGGGCUGGGGAUUUAUUUUUAAAAAAUGACGCAGGAAGUAGUGAAGAGGAAGAAGAGGAGGAAGAGGAAGAAGGAGAAGAUGAUGAAGGACAAAAAGUAACUAUUCAUGACAAAACUGAAAUUAAUCUAGUCUCAUUUCGUCAUACAGUAUAUCUUGCUAUUCAGUCAAGUUUAGAUUUUGAAAAAUGUGCUCACAAAUUGCUGAAAAUAGAAUUUCCUGAAAGUCAAACAAAAGAACUCUGCAAUAUACUUGACUUCUGUGCCCAACAAAGGACAUAUGAGAAAUUUUUUGGCUUAUUAGCUGGGUAGUUUUGCAUGCUGAUAAAAGAAUACAUGGAAUCUUUUGAAGGUAUAUUCAAAGAACAGUAUGAUACCAUCCAUCGCCUAGAAACAAACAAACUGAGGAAUGUUGCCAAGAUGUUUGCUCACCUCUUAUAUGCUGACUCACUUCCACAGAGUGUUCUUGAAUGUAUAAAACUAAGUGAAGAAACUACUACAUCAUCUAGUAGAACUUUUGUCAAAAUAUUCUUCCAGGAAAAG
Molecule: messenger RNA, 1636 nt
Organism: Cavia porcellus (domestic guinea pig)
Lineage: Eukaryota; Metazoa; Chordata; Mammalia; Rodentia; Caviidae
Product: pre-mRNA-splicing factor CWC22 homolog
Exons: 2
Biological process (GO): mRNA splicing, via spliceosome
Cellular component (GO): catalytic step 2 spliceosome
Molecular function (GO): RNA binding
Source: RefSeq, a predicted model, not a curated record